Molecule: messenger RNA, 990 nt
Organism: Medicago truncatula (barrel medic)
Lineage: Eukaryota; Viridiplantae; Streptophyta; Magnoliopsida; Fabales; Fabaceae
Product: chaperone protein dnaJ 8, chloroplastic
Exons: 3
Coding region: 307-792 (161 amino acids)
Source: RefSeq, a predicted model, not a curated record
AUUCAUUCAUCCUUUCUUUGAUUUGGACAGAUUCCACAUCAAAAUCAAAAUCAAAAUCAACUUGCCGUGCCCAUUGUUCCAAUUCUAAAAACAAUAUCUUCUUUCCUUAAUAAAACCACCUCAAAGUUUGGUUCUUUGUAACCAAACCUGUUCUGGGUCAUUGUGAAUCUGUGUUCUUAUCUUAAAGUUUGGUCCUUUACAACAAAAACUCUUCUGGGUCAUUGUUAAUUUUUGUUAAAUACUUCAAAGUUUGGAUCUUUAUAACAAAGGGUUUUUUUGGGCUUUUGAGAAUUUGUGAUUUUAAGAAUGGCUGCUACUACUGCUGUUGGUGUUAUUGGUGGUAAUGGAUCUUCAUGGAUGCAAUUUGGUAGAAAGGAAAAGAAACAAAAUAAGAUGAAUAAAGUUAGGGUUUGUUGCUCUAAAUCUAAAUCUAAAUCUAAAUCUUCUUCUGUGAUGGAUCCUUAUAAGACUUUAAGAAUUCAACCUGGUGCUUCUGAAUCUGAUGUUAGAAAGGCUUUUAGACAACUUGCUUUGCAGUACCAUCCUGAUGUGUGCAAAGGAAGAGAUUGUGGGGUGCAGUUUCACUUGAUCAAUGAGGCUUAUGAUAUUGUGAUGUCCAAUUUGAGAGAAAAUGUGAUAGAAACUUAUGAGACCACUACCACAUAUAAUGAGAACAAUGAUGAGUCAUUUAGAGGAAUGAAUGAUCCAGAUUGGGGCUAUUGGGAAGAAUGGAUGGGUUGGGAAGGAGCAGGAAUCCGUGACUACUCUUCUCAUAUUAAUCCUUACAUUUAAAAAAGUUUAUGAAUUGUAAAUUAUUAAUAAAUUAAUAAUAAUAUUAGUCUUUCAAUCAUAUGUAUGUAUAUUACCUACUUACUACUUGUCCCCCAUCCAAAUUUGGUUGGUGCUCUUUGUACAUAUAGUCCAAGUUAAUGUAUGUCAUAUUUCCUCAACAUAAUUGAAUUUUAGGAUAUUUGGCUUUUUUUUAUUAUU